Racocetra persica is the source of this 364-nucleotide messenger RNA. Lineage: Eukaryota; Fungi; Glomeromycota; Glomeromycetes; Diversisporales; Gigasporaceae. The record is from the annotation of a GenBank genome assembly.
UUAUUGUCGAAUACGAAAAUAUGAAAAAAUGAAGAUUGCUCGAGCCGUGAUUCCAGAAGAAAUUUUGUUAGAAAAAGACGGAAAUCUUGUCAUAAACAAAUAUACGAUCGGUUCAAGGAAAUAUUCCAUUGGAAUAAGUGAAGUGGAACGUCUUGCUGGUUAUAUAUCCAGACAGCAGAAGCAAUGCAUUGGUUUCUUAGUCACGACGAUUGGUUAUACCGAAGAAGCAAAAAAUGAAGCCUUCAAAAGUAAAGUUUCACUUUGUUUCAGAGAUAAUAUUUUGCAAAGAAUUAGAUACAGAGUGGUUCAUGAAACAAUCAAAGAACUUAAACGUAAAACGGAUAAUAAAUCAAAUGAUAGAUAG